AUGGGGCACACAGACUCCACAUUCAACACCUCGAAGGAUUUCCUUCCGAGACCUCCCAAGGGCGUCCUCCGGCCUCCCGACUGGCCACCGCGACCGGACGUGUUCGAUGAAGUGACGCUAGGCCCUUUCGUAUCCAAGACGGCCGCGACUCUGGCCUAUCGGGUGUGGUCUGCCCCCGAUCAAGCCUUGGGGGAAGUAUGGAAACGAUGGGGACAGGAUCCAGAGCGCCCAUUCGAGCGCCCAUACCCUCGACCCCCCAAUGACUUGGACCUCCAUGUCCUUGCAAACAAUGUAUAUGAGCAUUUGAUGAGUGACCCUCUUCUUCCCAUUCCUCUUGGAUAUGCAGAUCAAUUGUACUCGGCUCAGGGCCUGGAUCAGCGGUUUGCCAUCGGGGAUGUUCUGGAGCCCAUGCGGGAGAAGAUUCUGGAUGAAUGUGGUGUGGGCGACCUAUCUUCUUGGAGUAUAGACGCAGUUAGAUCAUAUUUGAAAAAGCGAAAACUGUCCACCAGAGGAAAACGAGCAGAGCUCGAAUCUCGCGUUUAUGAUUAUGAACUGGGGCAUUUCUGUGGAAUGAUGCCACGGAGCAACCUUUCCACCUGGGGUAUGGAGCAAGAGGGGAUGUAUCGGCUGCAGCCGUCAGACAAAUCCCGAAUGUCCGCCCUAGAGAUGUACACGUUUGCCAUUCAUCUAAGCCCAUAUAAUCCGACUUACUGGGUCAGUCGGGCCUACUGUCACUACUUGCUGGGGUUUUUCGACCUUGCCAUUGGAGAUGCCCACCGUGGGCGGCUUCUCUGUGAUGUUCUCGAGCAAUCUGAAGAGCGUAAUCGGCGCCCUGGGCUCUAUCCACGGAUUUGGCACGCCAUUGAGCAGCACCUUCUGGCUGAACCUCGACAAGAUGGGAACCUGAAGCCCGAGGUGGUUCGGAUGCGCAAACAGAAUGGCAUCAAUGCCUUUGUGCCUACUUUGCAGAAAGCUCUUCACAAUACCAUCAUACUAAGCCUCGCAGCACUCAACUCCUGGGAAGACUUUGAUAACCAGAAUAAGAUUCUCGCCUAUAGGUUGGGCAUGCCGUGGCGCGAUCGAAAAGUGCCGAAAUUCCGCGCAGAAGUCACACGCACGGUCUCUCAGUCCUAUAUCGAGAAAAACAGAAAACGUCAGAGACUCUUCUUCCACGAAGGAAAUGCAGGCGCGAUCGUGGCUGAGAAAAGGUAUCCAUUUGAGGAUAAAGAUAUCCGGCGAAGCGAGCAAAUGUUCCUGGAGGCCAUUAACGAAAAUAUCUUUCAAGGCUCCGAAGACCCUCCAUUUGUAAGCUCUUGCAUGGCAAACCUGAGUCACAGCGGAGGACUGGGAGUUUUUGCGGUGGAAAAUAUCAGAGUCAACCAACUCAUAUACUACGAAGAGCCAACGAUUCGAGGGCAUCUUCCACCACGACGUAUGAAAAAUGAUCAAUCCAACCUUGAUGCUGAUCAAGCCCGGUGUGAUAACUGUAUGAAGAUACUAAAAAAAGCACCAAAAAGAUCUUCACGCAUCGCCCCCACCCAGGCUGAGCAUGGGACUGCUACGUGCGAGUGUUUUGACAUAUGGACGCGCAAGCCAGGCACCCACGGUCCUGCAUACUGCAAGCCCGACAAAAGCAAUGCAUCUGAAUUAUCCUGCUUGCAGAUUGCACGUAAUUUACACCAUUUCAGCAGCUGUGGGAAAGACUGGCGAUGGCUGUAUGAUACCAUGCGGCCCGUUAUCCAGGAAUGGAAGAAACUCGAGCAUAUUUCCCAUACAAACGAAAUACACGGGACCAUGCUGAGUCUCCUGUUAAAGAAUGUUUUUGAGAUAACUCUUCACCGCCGUCAAUAUGAUCCACAGCUGAAUGCACAUGAGAUUGACGAGCUCCUCGUGCUUGAUGGAGGGAGUGAGUCUUGGAGAGCAAGCUACUUUCCAUUUAACAUGGCUGCCAACAUUAUCGUACCGUUCGAUAUCCUCACAUGCCUGGGUGUUGAUAUCUUCCGGGACUUAACAUUUGACACAUGGGUUAUUCAGAUCAUUUUGCGUAAGUUGCUUGUCAAUGCCGUGCCUUGGGACAGCGUUCGCCAGGGAGAAGUACCGGACAGAUAUAAAGAAGAUAGCCAUAAGAAAAUAAUUGAUCCAGCGGCUCAGGAUGAACGAAUUCAAGCUAAGAAGCCGUUCGACGGUUUGGAUCCCUCUUUUAUGAAUCUGUAUCUCUUCCCGGGGCUUGGUCUGUUUAACCAUUCCUGCCGAGGCGAAAACAAUGCCGAAUGGGGCUACGACCCACAGGUUCCCAAUCGGAUCCUCAUAUGGGCGACCAAAGACAUCAGCGCAGAGGACGAAAUACGCAUCCGAUACCGGCACAACAAGAUAAAAUCUAGACGCUGCGCCAUGCGUUUCUUUGGGGAGCUCUGCAAAUGUGAUUCCUGCACUGGGGAGCUCCCGAAUGACUCGAGCACCGAGGGAAGUGUUGCAAGCGACGAGAGUCAAAACACUUCUUACGAAAUAGAUGGUGAUUCUGAAUCUGACAGCGAGCGGAAUUUUAUUACCAGUCCUUCAGAGAGCCCACAUGUUCAAAGCUUAGCUCAAGACUUAGAUACAGAACGCAAGGAAUACUUUGCAGUCGAGGACGACAAAGUGGUGAUUUAUCGUUCACUAGAGGGACCCCCUGCAUUAAGCGGCAAUGAGCAAAGGAAAAGAAGGGCCGACGAACAAGCUAGCCAAAAUUCCAUGGGCUCGCUGUUCAGUGACUUCAGUGGUGACUAUGAUCAUGAAGAUACACCAGAGGAAGCAGAAGAGCGAGCAAGAAAGAUUCGAGUGGCAAGAGAGACGAUGAGGGAAAGAUUCAAUACGACAAGGAGGUUUAAAGAGGCUGAAGAGGCCAAGAAGAGGACAAAAGAGAUUGGAAAGAGACAGGCAAAGGAGAAAUCGAAAUAG
Penicillium macrosclerotiorum is the source of this 2937-nucleotide messenger RNA. RefSeq lists its product as uncharacterized. The transcript has a single exon. Gene Ontology annotation, molecular function: protein binding. The record is from RefSeq and is a predicted model, not a curated record. The coding region runs from base 1 to 2937 and encodes 978 amino acids. NCBI's taxonomy places the organism in Eukaryota, Fungi, Ascomycota, Eurotiomycetes, Eurotiales, Aspergillaceae.